GCGCUUUUCUUCCCUGUUUGUAGGUGAAACCCCAUUGGCUUCAUUGGCUCCUUGAUUUAAACCACGCCCGGCUUUCGGCCCGCUUUGCUGCAGCUGGGCUCGGCCUCCCAGCCACAUCCCAGCCGGGUUCUCAGGAAACCCGGGGGACUGCUGUGGCUGCUAUUGUGUGGAUGCCUCGCGUGUCCUCUCUUCUCUUCCAGGAAUGGCUAACAGGGGCCCGAGCUAUGGCUUAAGCCGAGAGGUGCAGGAGAAAAUCGAGCAGAAGUAUGACGCGGACCUGGAGAACAAGCUCGUGGACUGGAUCAUCCUGCAGUGUGCUGAAGAUAUAGAGCACCCGCCCCCGGGAAGGGCCCAUUUUCAGAAAUGGUUGAUGGACGGGACGGUCCUGUGCAAGCUGAUAAACAGUUUAUAUCCACCAGGACAAGAACCCAUCCCCAAGAUCUCAGAGUCCAAGAUGGCUUUUAAGCAGAUGGAGCAGAUCUCUCAGUUCCUGAAAGCGGCGGAGGUCUAUGGUGUCAGGACCACUGACAUUUUUCAAACAGUGGAUCUAUGGGAAGGGAAGGACAUGGCAGCUGUGCAGAGGACUCUGAUGGCUCUAGGCAGCGUUGCUGUUACCAAGGACGAUGGCUGCUACCGGGGAGAGCCAUCCUGGUUUCACAGGAAAGCCCAGCAGAAUCGGAGAGGAUUUUCAGAGGAACAACUUCGCCAGGGACAGAAUGUCAUAGGCCUGCAGAUGGGCAGUAACAAGGGUGCCUCCCAGGCAGGCAUGACGGGGUACGGAAUGCCCAGGCAGAUCAUGUAAGAUGCCACUCAUUGCCCCCUGGUAGAGAGGACGAAUGCUCCACACCACAGUCCGUGACAAAGAAAUAGGUAGUCACCUCUACACCUUCUCUUUCUCAAAGCCUUCUAUCCCCUGUUCUUGCAAGUGCUGCAUUUCUGCCCGAGAAUCCACGCUGCCUACUGCUGCCACCUUUUGUUCAUUUAGAACUAUGCAAAGACUCCGCUUCCUCUCUCUAACCUCCUGUGCCCUAAGGUCUCUGUUUGUUUGGUUAUUUAUUUAUUUAUUUGCCAAAAAAUUCUCUCCUUGACUUACAGAACAAACCUAAUAAACAACUUAGUCUGUG
Messenger RNA from Acomys russatus (golden spiny mouse), 1124 nucleotides. RefSeq names its product transgelin 3 (gene Tagln3). NCBI's taxonomy places the organism in Eukaryota, Metazoa, Chordata, Mammalia, Rodentia, Muridae. Gene Ontology annotation, molecular function: protein binding. The coding region runs from base 203 to 802 and encodes 199 amino acids. The transcript has 4 exons. The record is from RefSeq and is a predicted model, not a curated record.